This is a messenger RNA of Adineta ricciae, 1191 nucleotides long. Lineage: Eukaryota; Metazoa; Rotifera; Eurotatoria; Adinetida; Adinetidae. The record is from the annotation of a GenBank genome assembly.
AUGGCAGUUCGAUCUCUACGUGAAAAAUCCAUCCGCGUACGUCGAAUUACAAGAAAAACAUUGAUAAAAGCGAAAACUCGACAGAAGACAAAGAAAUCUUCUCGGUCAGCUCGGUCAUUGAUCACAUCUGAUUUAUUGAAACAAAAUACUCGUGUUAUCCAUAUUCUCUCUACUGAAAAGGCAACAUUAUCAGCUAAAAAGAACAAAGUGAAACAGAAUCAUUCUCGAACAACGAUACAUGAUCAAGUGCAGAUAUCUAACGAGUCCAAACAAAAUCAUGUUAAUCAAUCGAGAAGGCAUAGAACUGACAAGCCGGAACAAUCGCACAAUAUUAACGAUGAGAAUCUCGCUCUUCCAAACUCACCUUCUGAGAAAAGCUCGCUCAAUCAUACACAUCACGCUGUCCCAUCAUUGACAACUGCAUUUCAAUUCAAUCAAAAGAAGAAUCAGCCAAAAUUAUCGUCUCCGAUCAAGACGUCUUUAUCUACGAGAAUAAAAUGCAGUAAAAAACCAUCGGUGUAUCCAAUAAUUGAACACCCAGAAGAACCGUUGAAGAAAAAGAAGAAAAAAGCACGUGUCGCACCAUGGAAAAUCCUUUUAUGUAGUAUUCUCUCGUGUUUACUUCUCAGUGGUAUUAUACUCGCAAUUGUUAUACCUUUAAUUACAAGGGAAAACGGAGCACAAGCAUCGGUAGCAAAUUCAACUUCUGUAUGUACUGCUAGUAAUCAUACAACUUGCUCGACAACUAUUUAUGCCAGUUCCAAUAGUGGAUUUGGCUCAAUUCCAUACUGGACAUUUGUUUCAUGUUGUUACAUUGCUCCAACAGUAAAUCAAUUUACAAUUGAUUUUAUCAGUGAAGCUGAUGACGGAUACUGGUCAAUUGACGAUGUUAGCGCAACACAAGGAAACGGCGAGCUUAUUUCAAAUGGUGGUUUCGAACAUGGUAUUGCAAAUUGGACAGUAAUAGUUUCUCCCAAUGGUACAUCAUCAACUACUGUCGAUUCAUCAUCAAACAAUCAACACAGCGGCAUGUCCUAUUUAUAUGCUGCAUCAGUGAAUGCACCCGAUCAUGUCAAACAAACAUUUACAAUCAUUCCCGGUGAAAAUGUUCUUAUUAGUUUUUGGUGGCAGUAUACAGUUAUGCUCGGCUCAGGAGGCGGAACGAAUGAUUUGACUGUAACUCUCACUUAA